Porites evermanni is the source of this 10802-nucleotide messenger RNA. NCBI's taxonomy places the organism in Eukaryota, Metazoa, Cnidaria, Anthozoa, Scleractinia, Poritidae. The record is from the annotation of a GenBank genome assembly.
AUGCUGAGAAGCGUCCUUUACGGUAGAACGUCUGUAACUAAAUCCUUCAGUUGUUUUCUCCGAAAAAAAACUCAGGUUAGUUGUGUCUGUUUUAGCCAGUUUGUAGCCUUUUUCUUUUUAAUUUAAUAGCUCACUCUAAGUGACUUUCUUAAUUAGAAAUACCGCAUGUCUAGAUAUAUGUUUCCACGAGUUAAAGGAGCUGUGUCACGAAAUUCAGCCAAAUUAGGAAAUUACAAGAGAAUUGCCGUUAAUUAAGAGAAACAUAAAAAUAACUACUUAAAACUUAGAAAGAAGGUUAAAAUAACAUAACAGAACAACAAAUGCCACGGAUGGGCAAAACUGAAGAAGAUUGAAACGGAUUAGCCUGCGAACGGCAGACGUUUCUCCUCGCUCAUCGCCGCUGAGGGACGUUUCGCAAGGAGGAACUCACGAAAUGUCCCUCAGGGGCGAUGAGCGAGGAGAAACGUCUGCCGUUCGCAGGCUAGAAACGGAUUAAAAUUAGGGUUUUCGAAAACUGUUCAGCCUAACAGUUUUUCAAAGUUGAUCCCUGCUGCUUGCAACUUCAAAAAUAAUGCUCAGGAGCAGGAGCCCAUCUACACUUAAUAUUAAGUUAUAUGCAAAAGGGAACUUCCCAAGUAAAAACUGUUAUAAUAAGGCCAUAAAACAUAAGUAGCAGGCCUACAAACGUACAUAGAAGAUAUCGCGUACCUGAAGUUUAGCCCGCAUUGGAAUUACUAAAACAAGUGGCAGAGAAUAUGAUUAAGCAAACAGUUCUGUAGAAAACAAAGCGAUCAUUGGAUUAGUUUUAGCACGAAUUUUUGAAGUAUCUGUGUUGUGGUUUGCAGUCAACCUACAGUGUGACGGAUGUCAAGCCACUGGUAUCUGGAAACUGCUUACAAAUAAAUUGGAAGGACGGACACACAUCCACGUAUGAAUACGUUAGAAAUGGGCUAAUUUAGUUUACCAUUAUUUCGAACUUCCCGCAUUAGAGACCAAGUGCUCAUAAUGCGAGAAGGUACGAGGAAAAAACCAGAGGGACCAGGGGUCUUUCAUGGGUUCCGACACAUCUAUUUUUUAGUGAAAGAGAAUUCAAUUUUUAAGUUACGAUAUGUGUUGUCAUGUACAUGCAAUGUCUCUGAAAGUCUGUGGCAUACUCUGAGUCUGUUGAGUAGCGUUGUUCAUGCGAUGAACACCAUGUGUCAAACCGUCGCGUACAAGAGGCUUAAACCAAAAAAUGGAAAUAGACGUUUUUAGCUUGUAUGUCUCAAUUUAUUUUACCACUUCAGACCGCGUGAUGGUACCGCAAAGAACUUUUCCUUCAAAUUUUGUCCUAUACACGUACAUCCAUGUGCACAUGUAUACACAAAUUACGAAACGACAAAGGCAAACUCCCUUGAGAAUAUCACGUUAACUGAGGUGGGAAACAAAACUUCCAAGCUAAAAAGAUGUAUUAUUAUAAAACGUUCGCCUUGAAAAGUGGUCCAGGUUGCUUACACAAGGUGGUAAUUUCCGUGGAGUUGCAACUAUAGGGCUAUGACUAGGAAUAUUUUGUGAUCUGGAUUGCUGACCAAAACGAGUUAUGAUUUAACAAGGACGAGGCAUUGUCAGUGUGGGUGUGCUUGUUUGUGGGAGGGUUUGCACCUCCUCCCAUCAUUUUGUGACUUUCAGUGGAGGCCUUAAAACGAUCCACUGGCAACAGCCAACGGUCAGUUCUAAACAGUCAAUUGAUGAAUAUCGAUUUCACAGGAAAAAAAUUAUAAUACGUACAGCUGUAACAUACAUUUACACGAUUACAACUUUCAAAACCUCCGUUCUCAAAUAGCUACUAGGUUAAUCGUGCUGUAACAACUAACAGUAGAUUCGGAAAACUACACAAGUCAUUUCCCUUUUUUUGGUUAAUAUACUAUAUGUUGAAAAUUAAAUAUGUACAUUUCUUUUAAAAUCGAUCUUAUUCUUUUGUUCAUUAACUUAUUUAAGGUUCCACAGUUGUUGGCUGCGGCUUUGUUGCCAAUGUGAUAAGUGCAAGCAAUCAAAUAGUGGUCAGAGGACUAUUAAUGUCUCAUCUCUUCCUGACCCAAUAAAACUAUCAAGUUUUUCCAUUUCCGGUAAGUGGGCGUGAGUUAUUUUUAAAAGCUUAAAUGUUGGUACAGUUGUUAUAUGUCUCACAAGUUUCAAACAAGUUGAUUUCAUUAUGUACCGUACAUUGUACUAUGCAAGGCUUUUGUAGACGUUUACUGUUGGAAAACAUAUAGCGCGUUACGCAACACAACGUCCCUUACCCUAAACAUAGUAAUGGAAACCUUGAUCGCGUGUAUUUUUAAAGAGAUAAGGAAUGUAUUAAGUUGACAAGUUAAUUGCUUUUGAAUGUUACGUGCGUGAUGUGAUAAGAAUAUGACACAUAGAUAUCUUAUGACAAAAAUGUCAAGACUGUGUAUAAGAAAAGAGAGUUGUUAUGAUUAGGAGAAUGAAUUAAUGAAUGUACGGUGUAGUAAACGAGGAUCGUUGCUGGAAAUAAAGAUAUACAGUCCAAGUUCCGAGUGUUUGAUUGAGUGCGUGGAUAUUCCCGAACAUUUACUGAAUAACCCGUUAAAGUAAAAUCCCCAGCUUUAUUAUGCUUACUGUUCUUAACAUAUACGAAUCACUAUGGAGUAAGACACACAAACAGCCUUUUCUUUGUUAAAAAAAAAAUUCGAUAACAAUCACCAUUUUUUUUCAAAUGUGUUGUGACAGGCAAAUCAUUAACUUGGGCCUUUUAAUAUAAUCUUAGUUGUAAAUUGAUUGUGAUUUUUCUUCCCAUUGUUAGGGACGGACCAUUAGAAAAGUUAUAGGGGGGGGGAGGGGAAUUUUCGAGCCGCAGGAAUUUUUUUUCGUCAUCAAAUUCCUUGUAUGAAUUUUUUUAGGCUAUAGCAUGAAUAUUUUUUCAGAAUUAAUUGGCGUGCAAGAAUUUUUUUUCAUUUAAUUUUCCCUUGCGCGAAUUUUUUUUUNGCGUGCAACAAAGGAAAUAGGAGACGUCUGCACGCAGGCAAGCCUGCAGAGUGGGAUGUCACAAGUUCAAUUCUUGGGAUCAGAACAAUACUCACGGUCUUAAAAUAGCUUACUAAUUUAGUCUAUUUUUUUUUUCAGAAAAUAAGCAAAAUCUCCUUUUGGCUUGGGAACUUGAAAAUGAUCAUCAGGGAGUGCUUAACUUAAAAUGGCUAAGAGAAAAUUGUUACUCUGAACCAGCAAGGAAGAUACAAAGUGAAGUGAGAAGGACACAGCCACAUUUAGGACAGGUAUUUUGCUCUCAUGACAACAAUCAGACAAAGAAGCUUAGAGCAGGUGAAACAAUUACCGAUCUACUACGAAGAGAUGUUUAAAACUUAUAAAAAGAGCGAAAGGUACACUAAUUAUCAAAUUAUACUUUCACAAUAAUACAUUUGUUAAGCUGUAAUUAUCAAAACCUCUUUACUACAACAUUUAGUUAUGAUACAUGAUAAGUCAACAUGUAUCGGCUUGAAACUGUGAUCAUACAGUCAAAAUGUCUACUGUAAAUGAAGGAUGUUGACUCCAACAGACUUCUGUUUUAAUCACUAUUUAACAGCACAGCCUUCCAGAGGUGAAGUAUAGUGAAAUGAUGGAAACUAAGGAAGGUCUCUGGAAGUAAGUUCCCUCUUUUCUGUGUAUAAAGGACCCAAUAAAUGAUUGUUAUCACCAUUCCUAAAGUAUAUAUUGAUUGAUUUACAGGUUGAAUACAAGCACCGUAUAAAAUUCACUAACAGCCCUGAAAUCAAUAUUGAGCUCGGGGUAUAAGCGCUCUAGAAAUAAAGCUAUCACCAUUUCUUCUUUAACAUUUGUAAGCCAUGUAUAAUCUAUGACAGUCUUAAUAACUGACUAAUUAUUGAAUGGAAAUCCUGUAGUGUAAUUACUGUAAAUAUACAAGGAGCCCUGUCUAGACCUCUUUCGUUCAGGCAGUUUUACGUUUGCAACACUAGUUGACAGAUAGUAUUUUAAGUAUAAAGCAUUCUUUUGGCCCCCAUAUCUUUUUAUCGCGCUCUGUUGAUGUUAGUUUAAUAUUCGACCAUCAUGCAUGUGUUUCCUGCUGUAUUUAAGAAUGCUUUGCCAACUAAGUGAUCAUGGGGUGUCAUUGGUAAAACAAGUGCCAAUUGAUGACGAGGAAACUGUUCGUAAGGUUUGUGAAGCUAUAGUUACCAUAAUAUCUGAAGUUAGAUAGUCAACAUGCAUUCUCUCAAAAGCUGCUAUUCUGUCACAGUUCAUUCAUCUAGUCUUGAGCUGAAUUUUAAGCUGUAAUUAUUAAACACGUCUCCCGAUCAAAACGAAAAGACUGCAAAAUGUGCAAAUUUUAGCUGUCAGGCAAAGUGGUACAUAGAUUUUGAUGCAAGAUAAUGUCCAGGGGAAGAUUGUUUAAAAUUUACUUUUUUUUAUCUACCAGGUUGCAAGAAGAAUGGGACCUCCUCAGGAAACUAUUUAUGGAUUGGUUAGUGCUAAUAACUGCAUUGAAUAGCGUUAUUCCAUGAGUGGUUUAAGUGGCUGAUGAUGAUCUCAGCGUUAAGUGGUACUAUUUUUUUUAGACAUUUAAUGUGCUGAGUGUUCCUAAUCCAAUCAAUAUUGCGUAUUCUGAUGUUGAAUUGGCUCUGCACAUGGAUCUGAUGUAUUAUGAGUCUCCACCUGGACUUCAGCUUCUUCACUGCCUAAGGUAUAAAGCUAAAUUCUAAAUCAUUGUUCAGAAACUUUAACGGAUGCAUUGCAAUCGAGACACUUCGUUCCACUGCGUCCUCUAACAAGUGCUUUAAUGCCGCCGCCCGGUUAGCUCAAUUGGAUAAGUGCCGGUCUGGCGAGCGGGAGCCGGUCGCGGGUUCAAAUCCGGCCCUACCAAAAUAACUGAGGAGAGUGGGCUGCCUUUGCUGUGACAUGUACAAAUGGUUAGACCUGAUUCUAGUCUUCUCUGAUAAGGACGACAAACCGUAGGAUCCGUCUCACAGCUCUUUCACGGUUGUCAUUCUUUUGGGACGUAAAAGAACUCACGCUGCUGUUCGUUAGAAGAGUAUGAGGCGUAGACCCCAGUGAUGUGUAAAAACUCAGUUUCAUGGGCUGGGUGGGUAAUGAAGGGGUUGAUAUCAUUGGAAAGCAAGUCCUGUUUCAUCCUCUGUCAUCGUCGUGAGUCACCGCAUCGAAUUCAAUAAAGCUAAAGCCGGAACAUUAAUUCCGUUUGUCUAUGCUUAGAUUCGAUCCAGAAGUUGAAGGAGGCGAGAGCAUAUUUGUAGAUGGUUUUGAGGUUGCUAAGGAUUUAAGAAAACAGUUUCCUGAUGACUUCAAUAAUCUUGUGCGUAUACCAGCAACAUUUCAGAAAAUACACUUUGAAAGGUAUUUGUUCUUACUUUUAAAUUUUCAUCUUUAUCACAACCACUAAAAAUGUCUAUAGGAAUAAUGUAACACACUAUAAGCUUAAUCUGACAUCGAGAAAACUUUUUUAAUGAGCUAAGCUUUUCGUUGUUGUUUUCUUCUUUAUGUUGCAGGGAUUAUCCUGUCAAGCUAGUGUACAAAAGACCACAUGUUGUUCUUAAUCCAGACAAUGAGGUACAAUGAGUUAUUUUUUACUCGAUAGGUACGCGUUUGAUAUUUACAAAGUUAAUCAACAGUACCAACAAUACCAACAGUAUGGUUCAUGUAGUGCCUUCCUAUGGCACUCUAUUUUCCAAAUGUGACUAGAAAUUAGGUCCAAGUGGGAUGGAGUCAGGAGAGGUUUCUUUGCUUUUCAACGGUAAGGAGCAUUCAUUCAGAACCUUAAAACACACACUCGUUUUACUCGUACCCCAUUGACAGCUUCCACGGAGUGUCCAUGGAUUUCCAUAGAAUUCCAUAGAGUAUCCGUAGAUUUCGAAAAUUUAGUAGAACUUUCAUGGACUUUGGCCUGUGACUCUAUGGAAUUCGAUUAAGCAAAUCACCAGCCAGUCAACCACAUUUUCAUGUCUGCGAAUUUUAAUUUGACAGAGAAAGAGAAAUAAAAAAGCUGCUUUUGAAAAUAAUAGUUACGUUUAACUGAUACAAUGAAAUGGUACCUUCUAUUUACCUAUACUGAAGCCCAGUGGCAUCAUAACGGAAUUGUUGAAUUUCAAGAGAUGUUUGUAACAAAAACCCAGACCCAACAGGCUCUAACAGGCUGGUUCUUUGGGACUAUCUUCACACAACACGUUUCUGUUAUUAUUGUUUUUUGCAUUUCUUUAGUGGAAAAUACUGUAACUUAGGAACUCUCGCAUGAUAGGAAUAAUGACUUUUAUAAUAACUGCUGCCCUUUUGGUUUGGGUAUUUUUAGAUUGUGGCUGUCAACUGGUCUCCAUCUUUUGAGGGUCCUUUAUCUGUACCAGAGGUAAGCAUCCACACGCCGAAAAAAGAGGGUCAUCAGUGUUGUACCCCAUAGUAGUUCCUACCAUGAACACAUAAACAAGGUCCCCACUCAGAAGAGAAAAUGUUGUGUUUUCUUAAUAACAGCCACCAGAACAUUUUUUUGCUACUGAAAAAUAAAAUUUACCAUCAUAGAUUUGAAACUAUACUCUAAAAACCCCUUGGUUUUUCCAUGCGAACCCAAGAAGGAAUUAAGACCGGAUAAGCACGGCCUUAUGUGCGGGAGGUUUGGAGUUUGAUUACCUGGUGUAAAUUCAUUUAUCGACUUCUUUACUUUCCGAGUAGCUUCAAAUAUCUUUAAAUAUGCCCGUAAAGAGAAGGGGCAGCGUAAAAUGAGCGCGCCGUUGGCCUCAGGUUUUUCAGUGUAAUAUGUACUGUAACGAGCUACUUUAACUGAAUAAAUUUGCUUAAACGAUAGUAGAGACCUUUCUAGGACGACGACGACGUCUGCGAGGAAGCGCAGAUUUGACUUGUCUCGUGUAUUCUAAAAAAUUCACACUGCAAAGAGCUUCUAUCAUUAUACUGUUUUCAACCCAGAAAAGUUAACACGGUUGUUGAUAUCUCUUGAAGAAGAUUAAUCCCUCUCACGAUCACAAAAUGAUAAAACUCGGCUUAUGUAACAAUUAGUCGCCGAUAUUCACGUCGCCUGGGGCGACUAAUUGUUUUAGUAUAAUUAAAUUGAUGAUUAUUCGAGAAAAUAAAAUUAUUGAUCAAUUUCCUACUCCGAAACAUCAACAAAUCUGACUGCCAUUUUGAAAACUGCUAGUCUUCAAUGUUAUAAUCACCGCGCGGUCAUUAUAGCGGGAUGAAGCGAAGCUCCUAGCCAAUCAUAGCGCUCUAUUUUCGAUAAUCAUCAAUGUAAUUAUACUAAAACAUUUUAGUAACCUGUUUUCGUCACUGCAACAUUUUCGCUAAAACCCGUAGAAGAAUUACGACGACCAUCGCGCUUUGCCGCCAAAAAUGACGGUGGGUUCACGCCCGCGCACUUCUUAGUACUGAGAACUGAUUCACGUAGUCGUCCUCUAGAAGUCUCUGUUAUAAUAUAUUUACCUCAAGUAGAGAAUCUUACCGGCUGUGACAGGUAUGUUUGGUAUUACCAUAGUUCGUACUAUUUGGUUUCUAACGUCCGGCACAACGUGUUCCUUCAAGAAGUCCUUGAUCGUGGCCAGGCCCGCGCAGUGAGUAGCAUCAAUACAUCUGGCAAGGAUUGCGCAAUCAAUACUACGACAGGCAGUACACCUUCAGGCCCCGGUUGUUCAAACGCUGGAUAGCGCUAUCCACCGGAUAAAAAUCUAUCUAAUGGAUAACGCAAUUAGUUUCCCUAAUACUUAUCCGCUGGAUAGUGAUUUAUCCCAUGGAUAGCGCUAUCCAACGUUUAAACAACCGGGGCCAGAUCCUUAAGAGUAUAUUUAAACAUUGUUUUUUUACUUAUUAUAUCAGGCAAUCUUUCCCUCUUGUUGUCUAUCAUUCGUACAGCCACAACAAACUGACCAUGUUUGUUCGUUCAUUCAUAGGCAGAUGUUGAGCCUUAUUUUAAAGCAUAUAGGAGGUUUACAAAGCUUCUUGAUGAAUCUCCAAUUAAGGUAUGGAAAAUGACUGCGGUCAUUAUUCAGAUCUAUUCAGUUCAUGGAUAUGCGGGUUAAUUUCAGUCUACGCUUAAAACCUCAGCCUUUCUUUUUCGGUUUUCAAAUUGAUCUCAUAUUGCCCCAUGGGUAGCUGUAAACACAGCAUACAAUGGGUGGCAAGAUUUUUAUCAGCAGAUAGAUAGGCGCCGAUCCAUCGAAGGCGAUAGAAUCGAGGGUGACACUUCUAAUUAUUUUAUUAAAAUUCUACGGGACGUAUUUUGUCCAUUGAAGUUUAAGAAUAUGUUUUAGAAAUUUUUGCGCGAUGUUAAUGUUGUAUUUCGAAAAUGCUUACAAAGCCUUGGUAGAAAACUGUGAUGACACAUGUGGAAAUAUUAUGCGUAAAAAUAAAUAAAAAAGCGGUAAAUCUUCUUCCUUGGUAGCCAAGUUCGUUCAAAAAUUUAAGGCAACAAUUUUGGCACUACGAAUUUAGUAUUUUUGUGCUUGAUUUCCUCCAAGUCUGCACCUUUUUUGGCAUCAUAUUUGUCCCGAUCGAGCAACUUUGAUGUAAAUCUGAUUUUUCAACUGGUCACAGAAAGACUGCUUUGGUAUUUUAGAAAACUGUGACCAUGCAGCCAGGAGACUUAAUUUGUUUUAACAACCGCCGCGUUCUUCAUGGUCGAAAUUCAUUCAAGCUUAAUGGUGGAGUCAGAUUUUUAAAGGUAUGUUUUUAUUUUAACGACAGUAUACUUCCUUACCUUCCUUACUGCUCCCAGAAAAUGGAAAUGCCUUGAAACUUAUUAAAUAGCAAAUAGAAAUAUUUAGAUUUCAAAUAAAAAUAUUAUUGUUUCCUUCGACCAACAAUUUGCUGUCUGCCCUCUUCGAAUUAUUUAUGUACUUCUCUUAGUAAUUACAACAAUUGCAAACAAACACGAUAACAAAGUUUACUCUUAACUGCUCCUGUUCCAAGAGUUCCGAUAAUGGGGACGGUGCAAAGUAAAGUGAGGAGAAAAAAAAAUUAACAGCAGGGGGUGUACAGUAAACACCCGCAUAUAAGAACAAAUGGAUUAAGAACACCAGGCUGAAAUUUGGCCAAUAAAGCCCCAUUUUUAUAAUAACAAGAUAAGCCUGAAAAUUGUAACAUGUUCUUAUAAAGUGGAAAAAGUGUCAUCAGGAUAAUUACAAAAACAUGUAAGUUUAUGUUUGCUGUCAGAUAACUUCAUUUGUUAAAAUCAAAUUACUGAAUAAUAAUUUAUUUUAUUUUUCUAAAAUAUGCUAAAUAUACCUCUAGCAACAUGUUUUGGAUAGUAUUACUAAAUAAAAAUUUAAGAACAUUUUGAGGCUGAUUUGUCAUUAAGCACCCGAUAAAUAAGAACUCAAUCAGCCUGACCUCCGAAAUCGUGUGUUCUUAUAUGCGGGUGUUUACUGUAUCUGAACGCUUAUAAAAGGCCAUUAAUCAGCAGCUUAUUAGCAUGUAUCACAUCAUUAUUGUGCACAAGUUAUAGUGGUCAACGUACAGGGAAGUUGAUUGGCAUUUGCUUCAUUCAAGGCAGUUUUAAAAAAUUCACACUGCGAAGAGCUUCUGUCAUUAUACUGUUUUCAACCCAGAAAAGUUAACACGGUUGUUGAUUGAAGGAGAUUAAUCUCUCUCGCGAUCACAAAAUGAUAAAACGCGGCCUCUAACAUUUUAGUAACCUGUUUUCGUCACUGCAACAUUUUCGCUAAAACCCGUAGAAGAAUUACAACGACUAUCGCGCUUUCUCGCCAAAAAUGACAGUGGGUUCACGCCCGCGCACUUCUUAGUACUGAGAACUGAUUCACGUAGUCGUCCUCUAGAAGUCUCUGUUAUAUUAUAUUUACCUCAAGUAGAGAAUCUUACAGGCUGUGACAGGUAUGCUUGGCAUUACCAUAGUUCGUACUAUUUGGUUUCUAAUGCCCGGCACAACGUGUUCCUUCAAGAAGUCCUUGAUCGUAGCCAGGCCCGGCCAAGGCAUUUUUACAAGCGCCAAAUCUUUUGUAAGUUUUGAAUGAAUUGCUAACCGGCCUUAGUGGAACGUCCCCUGUUCCGCAUAUUAUACAUCUUUCAAAAUAUUUCGCCGUUUCUAUUUCGCUCCAAUCCCCCGGCUAAUUCUCCGUAACCUGCCUGCUGAUGCUUACCAUAUUUGGAAGAAAGUCCGUCGAUGCGAUGGUGUAUUGCCUAAUAACUCAUCGAUCCACCUCGUUUCCGGGCGAGGCAGCUUAGCUGUUUAUGCCUGAUUGAACUAAAAUAAUGGCGUUCACGCUCAUGUGAAAAAACUUAACGGAAGAAGUGUAGGAAUACAUAUAAUGCACGAUGAGUUUUAUUUUUUUUUACGUCGGCAGUAUCUGCAAGAAAAAGUCAUCUGUUUAUAUCCUGCAACUAGCCGCCAAAAAAUAGGCCAAUACUUUUUUAUAUAAAUUUCAACAAUUUAUUACAUUACAGACAAAAAAAGAAAGAAAGAAAGAAAAACAAUACUGCAUAGUGCAGAAAAAGGAAAUAAAAAGCGGUAUACAUCAUUAAUCAAAGUACAUUAAUUUUGUAAAACGCGGAGUCAAUACUUUGAAGAAAGUCUACGAGGAGGCAAGCCUUAUGCAGAUCUCGGAGGCUGAUAACAUUCCUCGCAAUCUGCAUAAUCAAGCCUCAUUGUUAAAAUGUUAUCUACGGUUUAGGUUAACGUUCUCUUACAUCUGGUUUUCUUCUUUUUUGUAUCCAAGGGUUGCUAUGUCAACAUUGACGAGUUCCGGAACACAUUCCAAGUGAUGUCGGAGUUGAUGGGCUCGUAUCAGCCUUGCAAACGGAUUGGCAACCAAUGCUUUUUAUAA